GUGAGAAAGGAUUCUUUGGAAAAGGUUCUACGGAAAAGGUUCUUUAGAAAAGGUUAGUUAACGCUUUAGUGAACAGGAUGAGCCAACAACCCGCCGAAGAGAAGAUGGAUGUGGACAACGAGGGUGUAUCGGCGGCGGCGGGUGCGGCAGCGGCCAGCACCUCGUCCGCAGCGGCCGCAGCACCAACCGCCUCGACCUCGCAAGGUUCACCUUCGCCGGUACCGGCCGCUGGAACGAGCGGUCUGAGCGGAAAAGCUGCACCGGAAGGCAAAAAUGUAAUGGCCGGAAGUGCGACGGUUCCUUCCGUAACGUGCUCGCUGCAUCCGCUCGUUAUCAUGAACAUUUCCGACCACUGGACACGCACCAGGGCGCAGAAAGGCAGUAAGCCGCUGGCGUUCGGGGCGCUUAUCGGGAAGCAGAAAGGCCGGAACAUCGAGGUAAUGAACUCCUUCGAGCUUAAGUACGAUAUACUCAACGACGACGUGGUCAUCAUGAUGGAUUACUACCACGUGAAGGAAGAACAAUAUAAGCAAGUGUUUAGUGAUUUGGAUUUUCUAGGCUGGUACACGACGGACGGUAUUCCGACGGAGAAGCACAUCAACAUCCACAGACAGAUCUGUGAAAUCAACGAAUGUCCCAUAAUGCUCUUGCUAGACCCACUCAGUCGGAACAUGAACCAACUACCUAUUUCCGUUUACGAGUCUGUGAUCGACAUAGUGCAGGGCGAUGCCAUGAUGCUGUUCGUGCCACUCAGCUACACGUUGGCCACCGAGGAAGCGGAGCGGAUCGGAGUCGAUCAUGUCGCGCGCAUGUCGACCAACGAAUCGGACGAAAACUCCACCGUUGUCGAGCAUCUGCUGGCACAGUACAGUGCGAUCAAGAUGCUAAACUCUCGCGUGAAGAUCGUUCUUGCCUACAUCAAAGCGGUCGAGAGUGGGCAGCUCGAGCCAAAUCAGGAGAUACUGCGCAUGGCCUACUCGCUGAGUCGUCGUUUACCCGUGGUACAGAAUCCCGCGUUCAAGGAAGAGUUUUAUACGCAAUCUAACGAUGUGGGACUGAUAACUUACCUCGGCGCGUUAACGAAGGUUUCGAAUGACAUGAACCAGCUGGUGAACAAGUUCAAUGUGCUGUACGAUCGCCAAGGCAUGGGUCGACGUUUGAGAGGCAUUUUCUUCUAGAGAGCGUGCUCAAUCUCCGUGCUGACGAC
Molecule: messenger RNA, 1207 nt
Organism: Anopheles darlingi
Lineage: Eukaryota; Metazoa; Arthropoda; Insecta; Diptera; Culicidae
Gene: CSN6
Product: COP9 signalosome complex subunit 6
Exons: 4
Coding region: 78-1178 (366 amino acids)
Biological process (GO): protein deneddylation
Cellular component (GO): COP9 signalosome
Molecular function (GO): protein binding; metallopeptidase activity
Source: RefSeq, a predicted model, not a curated record